AACUCUGUACGUCAAAAAAACAAAAAACUCCAAACCCUUUUUGGGACAAAUCGUAAUUUGAGAAACCUUUCGUAUGGCAUUAACCGAUCGAAAUUGAGAAAAAAAAAGAAAGCUUCAAAAUGUCAACGACGACGAACACCACAGAAUCGGAUUCAUCAUCUCUACCUUCUACUCGCGUCGGCAGAUCAAACUCCGACGGAAUCAUCGACACGACACCGUUUCUUCCUCCAACCGUAUCACGAACCAUAAGCGUAGAUGAAGAAGAAUCGAAUCCGAUUCAUCGAUCCGCUAGACGACAAGGUCUAAGAGAAGCAGCGAGGUUCUUACGUCACGCCGGUAGCCGGAGGAUGAUGCGUGAACCGUCGAUGCUCGUUAGAGAAACCGCGGCUGAGCAAUUGGAAGAGAGACAGAGUGAUUGGGCGUAUUCUAAACCUGUGGUGUUUCUCGACAUUUUGUGGAAUCUAGCUUUUGUUGCGAUCGGUGUUGCUGUUCUGAUUCUUAGCCGUGACGAGAGGCCUAAUGUGCCGUUGAGAGUUUGGGUUGUUGGUUAUGGGAUUCAGUGCUGGUUACAUAUGGCUUGUGUUUGUGUUGAGUAUAGGCGGAGGAGACGGCGGCGUAGGGGAGGUAUGCGUCAACGGUCUUUAUCUUCAUCUUCUUCAGAGGAUGGUGGUGGUCUUGGGUUUACUAAUUCGUCGCAGCAGUAUGUUUCGUUAGCUCAAUUGGAAGAUAGAGGAAGUACUAGUAAUCCUGCGAAGCAUUUAGAAUCAGCAAACACAAUGUUCUCAUUCAUCUGGUGGAUUAUUGGAUUCUACUGGGUUUCAGCAGGAGGCCAAACACUAUCUGGUGACUCUCCUCAGCUAUAUUGGCUGUGUAUCAUUUUUCUCGGUUUCGAUGUGUUCUUUGUCGUGUUCUGUGUUGCGCUGGCUUGUGUUAUCGGCCUUGCUGUUUGCUGCUGUCUUCCAUGUAUAAUUGCAAUUCUAUAUGCUGUUGCCGACCAGGAGGGAGCAUCAAAGAACGAUAUUGAUCAAAUACCGAAAUUCAGAUUUAGAAAGAGUAGCAACAAUGAAAAGCUCUCAGGUAUAAUGACGGAAUGUGGAACAGAUUCACCUAUUGAACGCUCGCUUUCUCCAGAAGACACGGAAUGCUGCAUUUGUCUAUGUGAAUAUGAAGAUGGAGCCGAGCUAAGAGAACUCCCUUGUAACCAUCACUUUCAUUGCGCUUGCAUUGAUAAAUGGCUUCGUAUAAACUCACGUUGUCCGCUCUGCAAGUUUAACAUCUUGAAGAACGCAAACGAAGAAGAAGUCUAGUCAAAUCACUUUGUGGUUUAUAGGAUCAGUAUCAACCUGAACCAUCCCAGACCAGAAAGUUUCAGAUAUACAUAUGUAAACUCUGGUUCGUGUUUUAGUGCUGUGUUUAGAGUAUGUAGUCCAUUAUCACCUCCUGUGAUUUUUAGUACAGUGCCUUGGGGAAAAUGGGAAGUAGUCCUUGCAUAGUUCCACUGUACCUGCUCUAUUUUUCUUGGUGUGAAACGUGGAAACAGAGCUUUGUGUUUCUCGUUUAUUUAAUGGAAAAAGUAAAAACAUUUAGAAACAAA
Capsella rubella is the source of this 1594-nucleotide messenger RNA. Its product is annotated as E3 ubiquitin-protein ligase At4g11680. The transcript is spliced from 5 exons. NCBI's taxonomy places the organism in Eukaryota, Viridiplantae, Streptophyta, Magnoliopsida, Brassicales, Brassicaceae. The coding region runs from base 120 to 1307 and encodes 395 amino acids. The record is from RefSeq and is a predicted model, not a curated record.